UCGCCUUCGAUUGCAAGAUGUUGGCAUUUUAAUUGUGUGUUCAGGUUGAGAUCGCGUCAGUCGGUCGAACGAGGAGCGGAGAGGGAAAGAGAUGGAUCCGCAAUUGGUAGAAGUGACGCAGCUCUUCGAGCGGUUCAAGGCUGCCUUGGUCAGGAGCGAUUUCGGCAGCUGCAACAAUCUUCUGUCCCAGCUGAAGGUUAUGUUGACAAAGUUUCCUAGCUUGCCGCCCUCGUUUCAGAAAACACCAAAUGCUGCCCAAGAGUUGACAAUUGCAAGAGAGAUAGACGAACAUGCUGUUGUGCUGAGUGUGAAAACUGAAGAUCAAGAUGCCUUCGAAAGAGAUUUCUUUCGACUCAAACCUUACUAUACUGAUACCUGUGGUAUGAUACCACCGUCACCCCAGCAGUACCCAAUCUUAGGUCUGAACCUUCUAAGGCUACUUGUGCAAAAUAGAAUAGCAGAAUUUCACACUGAAUUAGAACUACUUCUGCAAAAUGCUUUGGAGAACCCUUGCAUCAAGCAUGCUGUGGAGCUGGAACAAUCUUUCAUGGAAGGUGCUUAUAAUCGUGUAUUGAGUGCAAGGCAGUCUGUGCCGCAUGAUACUUAUGUUUAUUUCAUGGAUCUUCUUGCAAAGACAGUCAGAGAUGAGAUUUCUGGGUGCAGCGAAAAGGCUUAUGAUUAUUUGUCCAUUACUGAUGCCAAAAAGAUUCUGAUGUUUUCUUCUGACCAAGAGCUUUUGGAUUAUAUCUCAGAGGAACACCCGGAAUGGGAAAUCAAGGAUUGUUGUGUUUUCUUUCGGAGGGCUAAAGAAUCUCAACCUUGCACGGAAAUACCAGCACUGCAACUUAUCAACCAGACAUUAAGUUAUGCCAGAGAGCUUGAGCGCAUAGUCUGAAUGAUUUCGUUCUGGUUUUCUAAUUUCCACUGGACGGUUUAUACUCUAAAGCUUCAGAUGUAGCCAUAGAUUAAUUUGCACAUUCUAUUUGUCUUCAUCUUCUUUGAUGGAUGAGAAGAUUGGACGAAACUUGCACUUCCAAAUUCCAAACCCUUUCAUUGCGUGAUUUCUUUUCAACAA
Zingiber officinale is the source of this 1075-nucleotide messenger RNA. RefSeq names its product 26S proteasome non-ATPase regulatory subunit 8 homolog A-like. The transcript is spliced from 6 exons. NCBI's taxonomy places the organism in Eukaryota, Viridiplantae, Streptophyta, Magnoliopsida, Zingiberales, Zingiberaceae. Gene Ontology annotation, biological process: proteasome-mediated ubiquitin-dependent protein catabolic process. The record is from RefSeq and is a predicted model, not a curated record. Gene Ontology annotation, cellular component: nucleus; cytosol; proteasome regulatory particle, lid subcomplex. Bases 92 to 895 code for a protein of 267 amino acids.